Molecule: messenger RNA, 1065 nt
Organism: Gryllus bimaculatus (two-spotted cricket)
Lineage: Eukaryota; Metazoa; Arthropoda; Insecta; Orthoptera; Gryllidae
Source: the annotation of a GenBank genome assembly
AUGGAUAAACCUCAGAUAAUCUGUCACUCUGAGAAAAACGUUAAUUACUCUCUUUUUGAUGGGCGUUGGAUCCCUUCCUCUGCCAAAUUUGUUCUUCUUGGUUCGACACCUCGAGGAACAGGUAUUUUGCAAAUCUACGAAAUUUGUGAGGGAGAAACAAAACUUUUGAAAGAAUUCGAGAAAGGAAAGGCAUUUAAAUGUGGAACGUUUGGUGCCUCAAGUCUUAAAUGUAGGCAUCUUGCUACUGGAGAUUUUGAAGGAAGAUUGCAUAUGUGGAAUCUUGAAGAUACCUCUGUUCCUGUUUAUUCUGUAAAUGCUCAUAAAGAAAUAAUAAAUUGCAUAGAUGGAGUUGGUGGACUGACUGUAGGUUGUGGGGCACCAGAAAUAGUUACAGGUAGUCGAGAUGGUAGUGUUAAGGUUUGGGAUCCACGUCAAAAGCAGAAGCCAGUUGUGACUAUUGAACCUACUGAAGGAGAGGCCCGACGAGACUGCUGGACUGUUGCGUUUGGAAAUUCAUAUAAUUCUGAGCAAAGAGUAGUGUGUGCAGGUUAUGAUAAUGGUGAUAUUAAGAUGUUUGACUUGAGAACUUUGUCUCUGAAGUGGGAGAAAAAUGUGAGUAAUGGUGUGUGUUGUCUGGAAUUUGAUCGCAAAGAUAUAAUUAUGAAUAAAUUAGUAGCCACCACAUUGGAAUCCAAGUUUCAUGUUUUUGAUGUCCGAAAACAACAUAGCAAGAAAGGAUUUGCAAGUAUGUGUGAGCGAGCUCACAAAUCUACAAUUUGGGCUGCUCGCCAUUUACCUCAGAACAGAGACCUUUUUGUAACAACAGGAGGAGCAGGCUCUCUUUGCCUGUGGCAAUAUGAAUACCCAGCCAAGAGAGUUGAAAAGGAUGCUGAUGGAGAAGAGUAUGGUGUUAUGGGAUCUCUGAAUCUUGUACAAAAUAGUACUCUUGCCACUCAACCUAUUGCAAGUUUAGAUUGGAGCCCUGACAAGCUAGGAUUAGCUUUGUGUACUUCAUUUGACCAAGCAUUCCGUGUCCUAAUAGUUACUAAAUUGAAUACUUUAUAA